UUGGAACCCAUCACAUCAUCCUGCAUGCUUUGCUGAAUCCUGCAGUGGGCAUAGCGCGCUGCAAAGCAUUCUGCAAGACUCUUUCAAGAGGGAACAGCUCAGGCGGAACCAUCUCGCAUGUUGCAUCAUCCCACGCAGUGAUGCGCAGUGGCGCCUUCCAUCACUUAAAGUUGAUUCACACGUUGCUUUUAGAAAUUCGGUUGCGACAUUUCCAAAAAGCUCUUGGGGGCGGGCAGCAGCUGAAAAGUCCUGCCACUUAAAGAGUUGUAGCUACUUUCUGCAAGGUUUGAGGAUCAAUCAGAGUUGCGUUGAGCUGCGGAUUUGCAAAGUCUGCGGGCGUCUAGCUCCGCGGGGCUUCCAGAAAAGCUCUGCCCUCGAGGAAGCUUCCUGCAACCAAGAAACUCGCACCAGGUGUUGCAUCUAGCUGCUCUACAGCAUUGUGUUCUGUAGUCUACCAGCCUUUUGCUUACCUUGGGAGGGUGGGGUUCUCCUUACAUGCUCAUUAAACAUAGCAUUCGUUUGUAACACCAGACGAACGGAAAGGAAAGGAGAAAGGCUGUUUUAGUGUACUCACUAGGACACGUGUGUGUCAGCAGGAAUGAAAUCGCAAGCCCUCUGGGCUAUACUGUGUGCGGUGGCAUGUUGCUGGGUGGGGCUGGCAGCAGGGGUGUCAGAUCCUUCUGAAGCAAACAGCCUGGCCGUCUUUAAGCAGGCCACUGGGAACCCGCCCGCUCUUGCCAACUGGCAGGGGAAUGACCCGUGCGGUGACAACUGGCUGGGGGUGACCUGUACGGCGGCGAGUGGAAACACCGCUAGACGCGUGACCCAGCUCCAGCUUCCAAACACCGGCUUGUCCGGCAAUAUCCCGCGCGUGAUCAGCCAGCUGUCACAGCUGCAGUUGCUGGAUUUGAGCAGCAACAAACUGCAGGGGCCCAUUCCUGUCGAGUUGGGUAACCUCACCAAACUGCAGACUCUCGACCUGCAUUCGAAUGCCAUCGUCAGCACGAUGGACCCCUGGCUCGUCCAGCUGACGUCACUGACGACCCUCGACCUCAGCAGCAACCAGAUCUGGGGCUACUUGCCAGCUGGCAUCACAGCUCUCACAAAGCUCCAAACCAUCAACUUGGCGAGCAACAACAUCGCUGGACCGAUCCUCCCCGCCUUGGGACAGCUGACCAACUUGACGAUGCUGGUUCUGUACGACAACAAGCUGAACGGACCGGUUCCGCCGGAGCUCGGCAAUCUGACCAACCUAUAUGGCCUGUUGCUGCAUAACAACAGCCUGAGUGGGACGGUGCCCCCAGAACUGGCCAACUGCAAGAGCCUCGGCUGGCUGUUCCUUCACAACAACUUUCUGACCGGCCUGGUCCCAAUUGCUCUGACCCAGGAGCCGCAACUGGUGGCCAGCUGUUAUCCCAAAAGGAAAGAUACGACGGCAAUCCGCUCUGCCAAACUCCAUCCAACGCUGUCUACUGCCUCGUGA
This is a messenger RNA of Klebsormidium nitens, 1483 nucleotides long. NCBI's taxonomy places the organism in Eukaryota, Viridiplantae, Streptophyta, Klebsormidiophyceae, Klebsormidiales, Klebsormidiaceae. The record is from the annotation of a GenBank genome assembly.